GAGACAAUGACUCAUCCAAAGAAUCUAGCUGAUCAACUAUGUGUAGUUUUAGCGAUUACUUUUUUGUGUCAAGUUGGUGUUCUUUCUCAGCUUGAAGUUGGUUUUUAUACUAACUCAUGUGGUUUAGCUGAGUUCAUUGUGAAAGACGAGGUUAGGGCUGCUUUCGCUAAGGAUAAAGGAGUCGCUGCUGGUCUUGUAAGAAUGCACUUUCACGAUUGCUUUGUUAGGGGGUGUGACGCUUCUGUUCUUAUUGACUCCACACCCUCAAACACAGCAGAGAAAGACUCGGCAGUCAAUAACCCAAGCCUGAGGGGAUUUGAAGUCAUUGACAAAGCAAAGUCUAGACUAGAAGCUCUUUGUGAAGGAAUUGUUUCCUGUGCUGAUGUACUCGCAUUUGCAGCAAGAGAUAGCGUUGAGUUAACUGGAGGGCUUGGCUAUGAUGUUCCUGCAGGAAGAAGAGAUGGCAAAAUUUCAUUAGCCUCAGAAACUUUAACAAACUUACCUGGUCCAACAUUCAAUGUCAACCAGCUUACUCAAUCAUUUGCAGACAAGGGUUUGUCGCAAGAUGAAAUGGUUACACUUUCUGGAGCACACACCAUAGGUCGUUCCCACUGCACUUCCUUCAGUAACAGAUUAUACAAAUUCAAUGGAACAAAUAGCCAGGAUCCAAGCUUAGAUGGAACGUAUGCAGCCAGGUUGAAGCAGCAGUGCCCACAAGGGAACACUGAUCCUAGCUUGGUGGUGCCAAUGGACCCUUCUAGUCCAAGCACAACAGACGUAGGUUAUUACAUAGAUGUCCAAGCAAACCGAGGGUUGUUCACUUCAGACCAGACUCUCAUGACAAACCCAGCAACAGCAAACCAAGUGAAUCUAAAUGCAAGAAAUGUCAAUCUUUGGAGAAGUAAAUUUGCUACAGCCAUGGUGAAGAUGGGUCAAAUUGAUGUUUUGACAGGUGCAGAUUCUGGAGAGAUUCGAACAAACUGUAGGGUCGUCAACACCUAACCUUUUUACAUGGCAAA
Messenger RNA from Manihot esculenta (cassava), 1019 nucleotides. RefSeq names its product peroxidase 5. Gene Ontology annotation, molecular function: heme binding; peroxidase activity. Bases 7 to 1002 code for a protein of 331 amino acids. Lineage: Eukaryota; Viridiplantae; Streptophyta; Magnoliopsida; Malpighiales; Euphorbiaceae. The record is from RefSeq and is a predicted model, not a curated record. Gene Ontology annotation, biological process: response to oxidative stress; hydrogen peroxide catabolic process. Gene Ontology annotation, cellular component: plant-type cell wall; plasmodesma. The transcript is spliced from 4 exons.